AUGUUCAAACAUAUUCAGCUCACGCCCGCGCGCAGCCGAUCUUCUAGAAGAAAGAGACCAGGAACAAGAGAAAGGGAACCUGCCGGAAAGAGAAUACCGAUAUCGAGAAGGAGAAAAUCUUCUAGAAGAGGACCUAGAGCGAGAAGAAGUCGUUCUAAAUCGCAAAGGAGCAAGUCCUCCAGAAAGAGACCUGGGCCGAGAAGACGUCGAUCUAAGUCUCAGAGGGGAAAGUCUUCUAGAAGGAGGCCUAAACAGAGACGAAGCCGAUCUAAGUCGGGGAGAAGCAGAUCUUCCAGAAGGAGACCUAAACCGAGGAGAAGUCGCUCUAAAUCGAAGAGGAGCAAGUCUUCUAGGAGGAGACCUAAACCGAAAAGUCGAUCUAGGUCGCAGAGGAGCAAAUCUUCUAGAAGAAGACCUAGACAGAGAAGAAGGCCAUCCAAGUCGGAGAGAAGCAGGUCUUCCAAAAGGAGACCUAAACCAAGAAGUAGUCGAUCCAAAUCGGAAAGGAGCGGGUCUUCUCGAAGCAAAUCUGGAUCUAGAAGAAGUCGAUCUUCCAGAAGGAAGAGGCCUGCACAGACGAGACGACCUUCCCCAGAAAGAAAAGCUGCAUCAAAACGGAAUCGACCUCAUAGAAAAAGGCAUAGUGGGUCGAAAAGCGGACGACAUCCUAUGAAAAGGAAAAGUGAUUCGGAAAAAAGUUCAUCUUCUAGAAGGAGAGGCUCUUCAUCGAGGAGCCGGUCAAAGAGUGACAGACCGAAGAAGAACCGUCGCAAAGGAGGGCCUAGAGAUGAUAUGGUAAGCAAGAGUAAUUGCAUUCUGUUAGAGUAA
Haemonchus placei is the source of this 828-nucleotide messenger RNA. The record is from the annotation of a GenBank genome assembly. Lineage: Eukaryota; Metazoa; Nematoda; Chromadorea; Rhabditida; Trichostrongylidae.